This is a messenger RNA of Penicillium bovifimosum, 1278 nucleotides long. RefSeq lists its product as uncharacterized. Gene Ontology annotation, molecular function: protein kinase activity; ATP binding. The coding region runs from base 1 to 1278 and encodes 425 amino acids. NCBI's taxonomy places the organism in Eukaryota, Fungi, Ascomycota, Eurotiomycetes, Eurotiales, Aspergillaceae. Gene Ontology annotation, biological process: regulation of mRNA processing; protein phosphorylation; spliceosomal complex assembly. The record is from RefSeq and is a predicted model, not a curated record. The transcript is spliced from 5 exons.
AUGAUGCGGAAUCUUCCCAAUAUCUUCACGCAUCCCUUGAAGGUGUUGCGUCAAACGCCCUGGGCAUUAUCGUCCGCCCUUCCACCCCGAAUCGACCCAUCUUUGUCAAUUGAAGAGGAGAAUUCUCCCUACUACGAACCAGCCUAUUUUUAUCCAGCGCGAAUUGGUGAAGUCCUUAAUGACCGGUAUCAAAUUGCGACCAAGCUUGGCCACGGAAGCAGAUCGACUGUAUGGCUUGCAAGGGACCUUCACCAGUGGCGCUGGUCGAACGAGCGAUAUGUGGCUCUUAAAAUCAACUCCAAUAAUACCCAUGCACGGAAAGUUGCUGGUAGCAUUGAGCUGGAGGUUCUGCGACAUAUAACGAGAGCUAAACGUCAACAUGAGGGCUGGCAGUUCGUUCGAAAAUUACUCGACUCGUUUUCUGUCCAGGGAAUCUCAGGGAGUCAUGUAUGUCUCGUCUCUGAACCUUUACGUGAGUCACUAGCAAAAUAUUGCCAACGAUGGCAAGGUGGUGUGAUGCCACCGGAGAUUUUCAAAAUAAUCCUCCAAGAAAUACUUCAAGCGAUUGAUUAUCUUCACACUGAAUGUCAUAUAAUUCAUACCGACUUAAAGCCGGAUAAUAUCAUGAUACGACUAGAGGAUCGUGGGCUCUUAUCCCAGGAUGCUCUAGAUGAGUUUGAAAACCCACUCCCGCAGAAACAUUGCAAUGAUGGACGCAUCAUCUAUCUGUCUCGUAAGGGCUAUGGACGGCUGAAGGACAUCAUCGGACUGAUUGAAGUCAUCGACUUUGAUCUAGCAGUCCAAGGUGAUAUUCCCCAGGAUGGCUGUAUACAGGCAGAGGUAUAUCGUGCGCCAGAGGUCAUCCUUGACAAAGGGUACACGUAUAGUGCUGAUAUAUGGAGCCUGGGUGUUAUGCUAUGGGAUUUCCUAGAAGGACGAACCCUGUUUGAAGCAGUUGAUCCACGCAUCAUUGAAGACUAUGAUGGCGAAACGCAUCUUGCGUAUAUUACGUCGCUUUUGGGACCUGCCCCUAAAGACUUUGUUGGCCAGGGCAAGAGGACAUCGAUGUUCUAUACGGCUGCUGGAAUACUCAAAAGGGAAGAUCUUGUCCCUAGUAGCUUUAACUUUGAAAGCACACUUUCCAAGUUUGAUGGGGAAGAGAAGAGGAUGUUCAUCAACUUCGUCAAACGGAUGAUCAAAUGGAGACCAGAAGAGCGAAGUACGGCGAAGGAGCUACUGCAGGACCCAUGGCUUCACAACGAUUAUCCGCAAAUAUGA